Molecule: messenger RNA, 1164 nt
Organism: Danio aesculapii
Lineage: Eukaryota; Metazoa; Chordata; Actinopteri; Cypriniformes; Danionidae
Product: erythroblast NAD(P)(+)--arginine ADP-ribosyltransferase
Exons: 2
Coding region: 16-774 (252 amino acids)
Molecular function (GO): NAD+-protein-arginine ADP-ribosyltransferase activity; NAD+ poly-ADP-ribosyltransferase activity
Source: RefSeq, a predicted model, not a curated record
AGAUCAACGGACUGAAUGAAGAUGAUGAUUGAAGCUCUUCUCCUCAUUGUAGCUGCUCUACAGGAUCACAGAGUCACUGCUGUUGGAUAUCCACUGGAUAUGGCACUGAAUUCAGUUGAUAAUCAGUAUAAGGGAUGCACAGACAACAUGUCAGCUUUGGUGAAAACAGAAUAUCUGCCGAAGGAACUCAAUAACUCUAAAACUAAUCUCAAAGAAGCUUGGAAAGAGGCUGAAAAAUUUAUUAAUGGUACAAAUAACUUGACACAUGAUCAUUCAAUUGCCAUCUAUAUGUACACUGGUGAUAAAGUGUUUCGUGAUUUCAAUAAUGCCACUCGUUAUGGCCGGCAAAACUACACCAUUGGGAAAUACGGCUGGUAUUCACUACACUUUCUGUUAACAGAGGCCUUACAGAUUCUGAAAACAACACAAAAUAGAUGCUUUGAUACUUUUCGCGGUACAAAAUCAAAGUUUGAACUUCUCAACAACACUGUUCGUUUUGGCUCAUUUGCAUCUUCCUCUUACGAUUGGAGAAAGGCAAAGUUUUUUGGAAAUAAAUCUUGUUUUGAGAUUCACACCUGUGAAGGUGCUGAAAUUACGAAUCAUUCCAAACUUCGUCAUGAGAAAGAGGUGCUGAUUCCUCCAUAUGAGAUGUUUAGAGUCACUGAAACCAAGACAAUUGAUAAGCAGAACGAUCUGUGGUGUGAAACUGUGUAUGUGUUGAACAGCACCGGGAUAAGGAGUGAUCUGAACUGUGAUCUACCAAAAAAAUCAUGAAAAAUCACUAUAUGAGCCAAAACACAGUGCAUUAAAUGUACAUUUGUUAUUAAAGUUCCUAUAUUAAUCUCUGUUAUUCAGCGGUUGUUAUCUUGGGAUAGCACACCUUGUAAUGUCAUGACUCGCCAAUCAGAAUCGAGUAUUCCAGACAGCCGUGUAAUAAAAUGCAAUAAGAACUGCCUGGAUGUAACUGCCUGGAUGUGAAUUGAUUCUGAUUGGUCAGUUGCGACAUUACAAGGUAUUUUGUUUUCAGAUAACAACUGCUAAAUAACACAGACUCAUCUGGAAACUUCAAAUCACAUUGACUGUCAAUAAAUACGUUCACAUCCAUAUACGUACACCCACAUUCAUUUGUAUAUUCUUAUCUGUCAUGCCAUGUUUUUUGACUGU